AUGGCCACCACAGCUGUGUUGCUGGGUCGCGCCAUUGCCGCGGCCCCGAGGACAUGCUCCUCCCCAGCUUCCUCUUCCACCUGUGCCAUCCGCGGAGCCCGCUUUACACUACUUGCUCUGCAACGACCUGUUUCUCCGCGCAUUAUCAACAGCAAUCUUUUGCUGCUCCGGUCUUUUUCUGUUUCUGCAGCAUGCCGGGAGGCACCUAACGAUAACAACAACAAUAAUAAUAACAAUUCCUCCAAUACAAACGAAAACGACGACGAUUUGUCCAGCCGUAAGCGGCGUUUGGCUCGUAUGCGCCGGCGUCUUUCUGCAGGCAAGAACGGGUUGCCCAAUAUUAGCGACAGCACACGGGAUAAACUUAACCGGGCCAAGUGGAUAAAUGUAACUGGCAACAACAGUGAGUCGAAAAGUAGUGACGAGCAAUUGAAGAGCGACAGCGAAGGCGAAAAAGAUGCAGAUCACCUGGGCAAGCAACCCGAGUGGUACCGUGCCGAAAAACCUUCUGAAACAGAUACCCAGAAGUCCAGCAGUAGCAGUAGUAACGACAAGAAUAAUAAGGAAUCCUCGAAAAAAGACGAUGACGCUGACAAAAAUAACGACAAGGAUAAAGACUCUAAACAAAAGAAUGGGAAGCCUAUGCCCCCGGGCUUUGAUUUUAACUCGCAAAACUUCCGUGUCUUUGAAAUCAAAAUCACCCCUAUGCACAUGCUUAUUUUCUUCAUUCUCACCUCUUUCUUCUUCACCCUCAUGAGCCAGGGCGGCAUGAGCAAUAGCGAGAUCAGUUGGCAGGAGUUUAAGAAUGAAUACCUUGAUAAGGGAUCUGUCCGCAAGCUGACUGUCGUCAACAAGUCUACCGUUUAUGUUACCACCUCUUUUGGCUCCACUGUCUUCUUCACAAUUGGUUCUGUCGACACGUUUGAGAAGCGCAUGGACGAGGCUCAGACCAAUGUCCCUGCAAAUGAGCGUAUUCCAAUCUCUUACAUUGAACAAGGCUCUUUCCUCGGUGCUCUCUUUGGUUUCCUUCCUACUUUGCUUCUUCUCGGUGCUCUCUUCUGGAUGACUAGACGUCCCAGCGGUGGUUCUGGUGGUGGUGGUCUUGGUGGCGGUAUUUUUGGCAUGGGCCAAAGCCGUGCUAAGCUCUACAACAAGGCUACCGAUGUUAACGUCAAGUUCGCUGAUGUUGCUGGAAUGGAAGAGGCUAAGGAAGAAAUUAUGGAGUUUGUCAAGUUCCUUAAGGAGCCUGCCAAAUACGAGGAACUCGGUGCUAAGAUUCCCCGUGGUGCCAUUCUUUCUGGUCCCCCUGGUACCGGUAAGACUUUGCUUGCCAAGGCCACUGCUGGUGAAGCUGGUGUCCCCUUCUUCUCUGUUUCUGGUUCUGAGUUUAUUGAAAUGUUUGCUGGUGUUGGUGCUUCCCGUGUCCGCGACUUGUUCAAGGCUGCUCGUGCUAAGGCCCCCAGUAUCAUUUUCAUUGACGAAAUUGAUGCCAUUGGUAAGGCACGUAACAAGAGCUUUGUUUCUGGUGGUCACGAUGAGCGUGAAGCUACUUUAAAUCAGCUUCUUGUUGAGAUGGAUGGUUUUGAGAGCUCCGAUCACGUUGUUGUUCUUGCUGGUACUAAUCGUGCCGAUGUCCUCGACCCUGCUCUUUUGCGUCCUGGCCGUUUUGAUCGUCACAUUACCAUUGACAGACCCGACAUUGAAGGCCGUAUCUCCAUCUACAAGGUUCACUUGAAGAAGAUUCUCUACAACACUGAAAUUCCUGAGCUUGCAGGUAAGCUUGCUGCCAUGACUCCUGGAUUUUCUGGUGCCGAUAUUGCCAACGUUGUUAAUGAAGCUGCUCUCAUUGCUGCUCGCCAAGAAGCUCCUAUUGUUGAACUGAAACAUUUUGAGCAAGCCAUUGAGCGUGUCAUUGCUGGUUUGGAAAAGAAAUCGCGCGUUCUUGUUCCUGAAAAGAAGAAGAUCGUUGCUUACCACGAGGCCGGUCACGCUAUCUGCGGUUGGUACCUCAAGUACGCCGAUCCUCUUGUUAAGGUUUCUAUUAUACCCCGUGGCUCUGCUGCCUUGGGUUAUGCACAAUACCUUCCUCCUGAUCAAUAUCUCAUUUCUGAGGAGCAGUUCAGGGACAAGAUGACCAUGUCUCUUGGUGGCCGUGUUUCCGAGGAGAUUAACUUUCCCAGUGUCACUCUCGGUGGCAGUGAUGAUUUUAAGAAGGUGACUCAGAUGGCUAAGGCCAUGGUCACACAGCUUGGUAUGUCCGACAAGGUCGGACAAGUUUACUACGAGCAAAAUCAAGAGUCCAUUACCAAGCCCUACAGUGAGCACACUGGUGAGCUGAUUGACAGCGAAAUUAGACGCAUUGUCAAUGAAGCCCAUGAGCGGUGCCACAAGCUUCUCACUGAGAAGAAGAAGGAGGUUGAAAUUGUGGCGGAGGAGCUCCUCAAGAAGGAGGUUAUUUCCCGUGAGGACAUGAUUCGUCUUCUCGGACCUAGACCUUUCCCAGAGCGCAACGACGCCUUUGACAAGUACUUGUCGCAGACACCACAAAAGCACGACGAUGACGGAUCGUCUCCUGCGCCUGCUGCGUCGGCAUAG
Molecule: messenger RNA, 2595 nt
Organism: Magnusiomyces paraingens
Lineage: Eukaryota; Fungi; Ascomycota; Dipodascomycetes; Dipodascales; Dipodascaceae
Exons: 1
Coding region: 1-2595 (864 amino acids)
Biological process (GO): protein-containing complex assembly; mitochondrial protein processing
Cellular component (GO): membrane; m-AAA complex
Molecular function (GO): ATP-dependent peptidase activity; ATP binding; zinc ion binding
Source: RefSeq, a predicted model, not a curated record